CGUGGGCGUGGGCGUCGGCGUUAUCGGCGGCGUCGGUGUUGUGGGUGGCCAUCUGAGCGACGCCUCACUGUCGCCCAUCCAGCAGGGCGCCAACAUCGUAGCCAGCAGCAACAGUUCGCCCCUGGGCCAGAACGGCGUGCCGCUCCUAACCACAAUGCAUCGAUCGCCGGACAGUCCGCAGCCGGAGCUGGCGACCAUGACGAACGUGAAUGUCCUCGAUCUGCACACGGACUCGGCCAAGCUGUACGACAAGGAGGCUGUCUUUAUCUAUGAGACGCCCAAGGUGGUGAUGCCGCCGGACGGUGGUCCGGGCGGUGGCAACGGUGGCGGCGGUGCCGGCUCGAAUGGCGGCCAUGACGAUGGCCAGGUGAUAGAUGCGCGCAUUGCUGCACAAAUGAGCACACAGCAUCUGGCGGCGUCUAACCAGCAGCAACAGCAACAGCAACAGCAGCAGCAGCAGCAGCAGCAACAGCAGCAGCAGCAGGCGGAACACCAGCCGCUGGCCAAGAUUGAGUUCGAUGAGAAUCAAAUCAUACGCGUUGUCGGCCCCAAUGGCGAGCAGCAGCAGAUCAUUUCGCGGGAGAUCAUCAACGGCGAGCACCACAUCCUCUCCAGAAACGAGGCUGGCGAGCACAUACUCACGCGCAUCGUCAGCGAUCCGUCGAAGCUGAUGCCGAACGACAAUGCCGUGGCCACCGCCAUGUACAAUCAGGCCCAGAAGCUGAACAACGAGCAUCAGGCGGUCUAUCAGACCUCACCCCUGCCCCUGGAUGCCUCGGUGCUGCACUAUGGCAACGACAAUGUGAUCAAAACGGAGGCUGAGAUCUACGAGGACCACAAGAAGCAUGCAGCCGGCGUUGGCUCCAUCAUCUACACCAGCUCCGAUCCGAAUGGCGUCAAUGUGAACGUCAAGCAGCUGCCGCACCUGACGGGCGUGCCACAGAAGCUCGACCCGGAACUAUACCAGCCGGACAAGCACAUCGAUUUGAUCUACAACGAUGGCAGCAAGACUGUCAUCUAUUCCACCAGCGAUCAGAAGGGCCUUGAGAUCUACUCGGGCGGCGACAUUGGCAGCCUCGUCUCAGACGGCCAAGUGGUGGUGCAGGCGGGUCUGCCCUAUGCCACAACCACCAGCGGCACAGGACAACCAGUCUACAUAGUGGCCGAUGUCGAGGAGCAUCUGCAGGGCAAUGCGAGCAGCGCCGGCAAACUGAAUGGCCAGACCACACCUAUCGAUGUCUCUGGCCUAUCGCAAAAUGAAAUUCAAGGCUUUCUGCUUGGUUCACACCCCUCAUCGUCGUCCGCCACAACCGGCGUUGUCUCCACAACAACAAUCUCGCAUCAACAGCAACAGCAACAACAGCAGCAACAGCAACAGCAGCAACAGCAGCAACAACAACAACAGCAGCAGCAUCAACAGCAGCCGCCACAUCCCAGCGACAUUGUGACCAUAACAACGGCAGGAGUGGGGAGCGCGGGCUCGAUCGUCUCCGCUGCAGUGCAGCAGCAGCAACAGCAACAGCAGCAGCAACAGCAGCAGCAGCAGCUGCUGAGCAUCAAACGUGAGCCCGAAGACUUGAGCAAGGAUCCCACCAAGAAUGGCAGCCUGGGCGCCUCGGCGAAUGGUUCAGUCAUAACGCAGAAGAUAUUGCGCGUGGAUGCAGCUAGAAGUGAAGAAACUGAGGCAACUGCAACUGCAACUGCAACUGCAUUCGAUAUAGCCAAUAAAACGGCAACUGCAACAGCAACAGCAACAGCAACAACAACUGCAACUGCAACUGCAACUAGUCCCGCCAGAGCGACAACAGAUCUAGAGAUGUAUGCUACCACGGGCGGCACACAGAUUUAUCUACAGACCUCACAUCAGAACAGCAAUGGAACCAGCACACAGCAGAGCACAUUGCAAGCCCAAAGUCCCAGUCCGGGUCCAUAUAUCACAACGGAUAGCUAUGGCAUGUACACGACGACACGACUGCCACCUGGACCGCCACCCGCCACCACAUUCAUAACGGAGCCCUAUUAUCGUGAAUAUUUCGCACCCGAUGGCCAAGGCGGCUACGUGCCAGCGGGCACCGCGCGCAGUCUCUACGGCGAAGAUGUUUCCGUCACGGCGGCCGCACAGCCACAGCCGGUGGGCGGUGUCUAUGAGGCGCGCUUCAGCAGCAAUGCGCCCACCACCACCACAGUGCUAACCAGCAGCAAUGCACACCACCACAGUCAACAACAGCAGCAGCAGCAACAGCAACAACAACAGCAACAGCAGCAGCAGCAACAACAGCAGCAGCAGCAACAGGAGCAGUCGGGCAAGAACGGCGGGACGCCGCUCUAUGCCAAGGCUAUAACGGCGGCGGGUCUCACUGUGGACCUGCCCAGUCCCGAUUCGGGCAUUGGCACGGAUGCCAUAACGCCGCGGGAUCAAAAUCACAUACAGCAGUCCUUCGACUAUACGGAACUGUGUCAGCCGGGCACCCUAAUCGAUGCCAAUGGCAGCAUACCCGUUUCAGUGAAUAGCAUACAACAGCGCACCGUGGUCCAUGGCAGCCAGAAUAGUCCAACCACAUCGCUGGUGGAUACGAGCACAAAUGGAUCGACACGCUCGAGGCCCUGGCACGAUUUCGGACGCCAAAAUGAUGCUGAUAAAAUACAAAUACCAAAAAUCUUCACAAAUGUGGGCUUUCGCUAUAAUCUGGAGAGCCCGAUCAGCUCGUCGCAGCGUCGCGAGGACGAUCGCAUCACCUACAUCAACAAGGGUCAGUUCUAUGGCAUUACGCUGGAGUAUGUGCACGAUGCGGAUAAGCCAAUCAAGAAUACAACAGUUAAGAGUGUGAUCAUGUUGAUGUUUCGCGAGGAGAAGAGUCCCGAGGACGAGAUAAAGGCCUGGCAAUUCUGGCAUAGUCGCCAGCAUUCCGUGAAGCAGCGAAUCUUGGAUGCAGAUACAAAGAACUCGGUUGGUCUUGUUGGCUGCAUUGAGGAAGUGUCGCACAAUGCCAUUGCCGUCUACUGGAAUCCGCUCGAGAGCUCUGCCAAGAUCAACAUUGCGGUUCAGUGCCUCAGCACGGACUUUAGCAGUCAGAAAGGUGUUAAGGGCCUGCCGCUGCACGUACAAAUCGAUACGUUCGAGGAUCCACGCGAUGCGACGGUCUUUCAUCGCGGCUACUGUCAGAUAAAGGUCUUCUGCGAUAAGGGCGCCGAGCGUAAGACGCGCGAUGAGGAACGCCGAGCGGCCAAGCGCAAAAUGACAGCAACUGGACGCAAGAAGCUGGACGAGCUCUAUCAUCCGGUCACAGAUCGUUCCGAGUUCUAUGGCAUGCAGGAUCUGGCCAAGCCGCCAGUGCUCUUCUCGCCCGCCGAGGACAUGGAAAAGAGCUUCUAUGGCCAUGAGACUGACUCGCCGGAACUGAAGGGCGCUUCGCCUUUUCUGCUGCACGGCCAGAAGGUGGCCACGCCCACGCUCAAGUUUCACAAUCAUUUUCCGCCCGACAUGCAGACUGAUAAAAAGGAUCACAUAUUGGAUCAGAGUAUGUUAACCAGCACGCCGAUGUCCGACUUUGGGCCACCCAUGAAACGGGGUCGCAUGACGCCGCCGACCACGGAGCGAGUCAUGCUGUACGUGCGGCAGGAGAACGAGGAGGUCUACACGCCGUUGCAUGUGGUGCCGCCCACGACGAUUGGCCUGCUCAAUGCGAUUGAAAACAAAUACAAAAUAUCAACAACGAGCAUAAAUAACAUAUAUCGCACAAAUAAGAAAGGGAUUACGGCGAAAAUUGACGAUGAUAUGAUAUCCUUCUACUGCAACGAGGACAUUUUCUUGCUGGAAGUGCAGCAGAUCGAGGAUGAUCUGUACGACGUGACGCUCACAGAGCUGCCCAAUCAGUAGUAGUUGAACUCAAAAUACACACACACACAUAGACACAGAGAGAAGGGAAACACACACAAAAAUGUGGACACAAUUUUGCUAAAACAAAAACAAAAACAAAAAAGUUGUUUCAAUAAGCCAUCUUUUCAAAAUAAG
Molecule: messenger RNA, 4012 nt
Organism: Drosophila hydei
Lineage: Eukaryota; Metazoa; Arthropoda; Insecta; Diptera; Drosophilidae
Gene: grh
Product: protein grainyhead
Exons: 15
Coding region: 155-3877 (1240 amino acids)
Biological process (GO): regulation of transcription by RNA polymerase II
Cellular component (GO): nucleus
Molecular function (GO): DNA-binding transcription activator activity, RNA polymerase II-specific; RNA polymerase II cis-regulatory region sequence-specific DNA binding
Source: RefSeq, a predicted model, not a curated record